This is a messenger RNA of Condylura cristata (star-nosed mole), 2149 nucleotides long. RefSeq names its product transmembrane protein 116 (gene TMEM116). Gene Ontology annotation, biological process: adenylate cyclase-activating G protein-coupled receptor signaling pathway. Gene Ontology annotation, molecular function: G protein-coupled receptor activity. The coding region runs from base 297 to 1310 and encodes 337 amino acids. The transcript is spliced from 11 exons. The record is from RefSeq and is a predicted model, not a curated record. Gene Ontology annotation, cellular component: plasma membrane. NCBI's taxonomy places the organism in Eukaryota, Metazoa, Chordata, Mammalia, Eulipotyphla, Talpidae.
CGGGCUCGGCUCCCACACUCUGCCUGUGGUACACCGACGGCCAGACGGCGCGCGCGUGCUGGUAGCGAACGCCGCUCUCCGCUCCCCUCAGCCACUGGAGGAAACGGCCUGGGGAGAGGGAAAGUGGUUUGUGCGUCGGCACGAGGAGGGCGGCGGACUCGUGCCCGGGAGCCCCCGACCUGCUCGGCCGGCCGCAGGGCUGCUCACACAGUGCUCGGCAAGGGGAGGCGGCGGGCGGGCGCCCCGAAGCGGAGGCAGCAGAAUUUUUUUCUGCAAUACAGUGGAUACAAUUUGUUAUGACUACUCUCAGUGUUAUAGGUUCAAGUUCCCUUAUUGCCUAUGCUGUGUUCCAGAAUAUACAGAAAUCUCCAGAGAUAAAGCCACUCUUUUAUCUGAGUUUCUCUGACCUCUUCCUGGGAAUAUGCUGGCUCACUGAGGCACUUCUCAAUGGAACUUCCCCAGUCAAUAAGGACAUUGUCUGCUAUAACCUGCAAGCAGUUGGACAGAUAUUCUACAUAUCCUCAUUUUUCUACACUGUCAAUUACAUCUGGUAUCUGUACAAAGAACUGAGACUAAAACACAACCAGAGUGGACAGAACACAUCUCCCCAGGUUAUAGAUUUCACUUGUCACCUUGGUCAGCUAGCCAUCAUUUUGUCAAGCUUGAUACCUCUACUGUUGAUGAUACCUGUAUUCUGUGUGGGCAAUGCCAAUGAAUGUUUUCACAAUUUCAGUCAGAGCCACAGGUGUAUCCUGCUGUACUCACCACCACCAUCCAUUGCUGAAGACUUGCCUUCUGCCAACACAUCCGUCUGUAGUACACUUUAUUUUUAUGGGCUUGCUGUUUUCCUGGCCAGCUUUCUACUCAGCCUCCUUGCUAUUGUGGUCCUACUCAUCCAAGCCCAGACACAGUAUAAGAAGUUUGUGAAAUCUACUGGUUUUCUGGGAAGUGAACAGUGGGCAGUGAUUCGCAUUGUGGAGCAACGAGUGCGCUUCUACCCAAUGGCCUUCUUUUGUUGCUGGGGUCCAGCUAUCAUUCUGAGCAUUGUAAAGCUGACUAAAACAAAGGACAGCAAGCUUCACAUGGCCCUGUAUGUUCUCCAGGCUCUAACAGCAUCGUCCCAGGGUGUGCUCAACUGUGGAGUGUAUGGCUGGACACAGUACAAGUUCAACCAACUAAAGCAAGAGGCUCGGCGUGAUGCAGACACCCAGACACCAUUAUUAUCCUCACAGAAGAGAUUCUAUAGCAGGGGCAUGGAUCCAUUGGCCUCACACCUUGCUUUUGCUACCAACACUUCUACCAUUCUUUGAAACUACAUUACUGGAACAUUCAGAAAAAGUAAUGAUACCACACAAAUGGACCAGAAAUUCUAACCAUGCCUUACACUAUGAAGUGAAAGGAAAUAUAGUGCCAUGGUUAGUUGCUAUUCUAAGUGGGUUGUACAGUUAAAGCUCCAUUAUGUUUAGACAGAAAGUUUUUGUUCAGGAAGAUGAAGCCACUUUUCAUCCAAGAAACAGACUCAUUACCUCAAUAAGUACUAGAUUUAUCUAAGUCUUACCUAGAAAAAAUAAAUUUCUAGGCUCUCUUCCCCAUGUUUGCAGAGUAAUUAGGUAGCAUACAACAGCUCACUCAGAUCUUGCCAUUGCUACUACUCUCUCUGAGCCUGGACAACUAAAGUCCUGGGUUUCUGUUCUUUUGAGAAGUUUUAGAAUUUCAGGAGAAACAAGAACAACUAAUUAAAAGUGACAGUGGUAUCCUUAAGCAUCACAUCUUAGUCUCUUAUAUCUUCCACUCUAUUGUAGAAAUUAACACUAGGGACCAUCCUGCUUUACAAAUUUAAGGCUAAUCUUUGGCAGUUACAGAUAGAAUGUUGGGGAACUUAAUGAGAUUUAAUAAGAUUUAAGAGAAAUCAUGACUAAAUAGAGCAUUAGCAAUCAAAAACUCAACUUUCAUUUACAAGCCUAAGUCCAAAGUAGGUUUCAUAGUGCCUAGAAUUAGAAUUAGGUUAAAUUAUAUGAACUUGCCAUUUUUAUAGGUAAAAAUUGUCUAAUGUCAUCAAUUUUACAUGGUUCAACCUAUGUGGGUGUGAAAUAUGUGUUUAUGCAGUAAAUAAAUUAACAAGUGAAUGAACGACUAAGUAGUAUUUAAC